AUAUUUAUUUACAUUCACAAGCAAUAAAAUCAUAAUAAACAGUAAAAAGAGAAUUUAUUUGAAAGUUUCUAUAAAUAAAAAUUAACUAAAAAUGUUGGAAGUACAAUUAGAAAGUGGAAAUUGUUUAUUAACAAUUAUAAACUAUGAUCAAGAUAUUUCUAUAAGCAAAAUAUGGAGUGAUAUUGAAGAUAAAGGUAUAUCACAGAAAGAUUUUUAUAUUUUGAGCAAUGGACGUAUUAUCUAUGACGACAACGUAAUUAUAUCUGGAAACGUAAAAAUAAUUCCACGACUUCUUGGUGGUAAGGGAGGAUUUGGUUCUAUGCUGAGAGCAAUUGGUGCUCAAAUUGAGAAAACAACAAAUCGCGAAGCAUGCAGAGACUUGAGUGGUCGUAGACUGCGAGAUAUAAAUGAAGAAAAGCGUCUAAAAACAUGGAUUGAAAAACAGGCAUUGAGGGAAGAAGAAGCUGCUGAACGCAAGAAAAAGAAACUGCAACGACUCUGUGCUGAGCCUAAGCACGAGUUCAAGGACAAACAUUAUGAACACGAAAGGUCAGUGCUCGGCGAAAAAAUUGAUGACGCUGUCGAACAAGGUUUCAAAAUCGCUGUUGUAAACAAUUUGGAGUUAGAAGUGAAAAAAGUCAAGGUUGCUAAAGGGGUCAAGAGGAAAACUAUUCUUGAUGACGAUGAUAGUGAUGAUUCCGACGGGUCGGACAGUUUUGAUAACGAUGCUGAUGUCAAUCCGAAGAAAAAGUUGGCGUGUGAAAGUAAUGAUUCUUCUGCGGAUAAUAAACAGUCUAGUUCUUCAGAUGAAUCUAAUGAUAACAGUGAUGAAAAAUCAACAGAAGAAAGCAACGAUUCAUCCACAGUCGAUAAAUCUUCAGACGCUGAUCAAGAAAUUAUAAAUUCUGCCGUAGAUUCAUCGAAGGAAUUAAAAGAAAUAUCUACGCAAUAAAUUGAAUAUUUUAUUAAGCUAGAAUUCUUAU
Cotesia glomerata is the source of this 983-nucleotide messenger RNA. RefSeq names its product replication stress response regulator SDE2. The transcript is spliced from 2 exons. Lineage: Eukaryota; Metazoa; Arthropoda; Insecta; Hymenoptera; Braconidae. Gene Ontology annotation, cellular component: nucleus. The record is from RefSeq and is a predicted model, not a curated record. The coding region runs from base 92 to 952 and encodes 286 amino acids.